Molecule: messenger RNA, 3879 nt
Organism: Chelmon rostratus (copperband butterflyfish)
Lineage: Eukaryota; Metazoa; Chordata; Actinopteri; Chaetodontiformes; Chaetodontidae
Exons: 1
Coding region: 38-2377 (779 amino acids)
Biological process (GO): rRNA processing
Cellular component (GO): small-subunit processome; nucleolus
Source: RefSeq, a predicted model, not a curated record
UGGCCGGUCUCUCCACUGCGGUGGUGUUUACUUCAGCAUGGCCAAAGUUUCUAAGAAGAAAGCGACUAAGAAGGGUUUGAAGAAGCGCUCCGAUGUGAGCGACGAGAAGCCUGAAGUGAUGUACGACGACGACGACGACGAAGAUUUCAAAGCAGCCGAUGAGAACAUCACCAGUGAGGAGGAGGAGGACGGCGAAGAUGAGCGAAAACGCCAAAAGCUGCUGGAAGCCAUCAGCUCACUCGGUGGGAAGAGGAAGAAAAGUCUGGGGGAGAGGUCCGAGGCGGCCGUCCAGAUGUCCGAGUUUACUGUCAACGCCGAGGGGGAGGGCGACAAGAUCGACCUGUCGGACCUCAUCGGGACGAUGGAGAAAACCCCCGCCGUCUCGACCAAGACCAAGAGGCAGCUGAAGAACCUGCAGCGGAGCAAAACGACCAUGUCCUGCCCUCUUAGCAAGCAGGAGAGUGAGAGGAUCCAGAGAGAUGUGGCCUUCCAGAAGGCAGCCACGGAGGUGACCCAAUGGAAUAGUAUCAUCAAGCAGAACCAGAGGGCCGAGCAGCUGGUCUUCCCCCUGAACCAGGAGCCCUCCGGACCCAAACCCAUGGAGAGGGUGGUGACCGGCUGGAAGGCGCGAACCCCGCUCGAGGAGGAGAUCUUCGCUCUCCUGUCCACCAACAAGCAGCCCAUCAAUGACCCCAUCCUGACCCCUGCUGAGGAGACCUCCAUGAGGGCGAUGAGCCUGGAGGAGGCCAAGAUCCGCCGGGCAGAGCUGCAGAAAACCCGGGCCCUGCAGUCCUACUACGAGGCCAAGGCCCGCAGAGAGAGGAAGAUCAAGAGCAAGAAAUACCACAAAGUGCACAACAAGGCCAAGCGUAAAGAGUUCCUGAAGCAGUUCGACGAGAUGGUGAAGACGGACCCGGCCGCCGCCCUCGAAGAGCUGAAUAAGAUGGAGCUCGCCAGGAUGCAGGAGAGGAUGUCGCUCAAGCACCAGAACAGCGGCAAGUGGGCCAAGUCGAAGGCGAUCAUGGCCAAAUACGACGAGGGGGCCCGCAAAGCCAUGCAGCAGCAGCUGGAGGUGAACAAAGAGCUGACCCAGAAGAUGGUGACCUCGCUGAAUAAUGAGGAAGAGGAGGAGGAGGAGGCAGGUGAUGUAGAAGUGCUGCCUGACUUUGUUAAUGAUGCAGAGCAAGGACUGGAUUCGACAAAUCCCUGGAUGAGAGGCAAGCUGUCCGAAGAUCCCGCAGAGAAAGAGAUAACUGUGAAUCUGACAGCAGACGAGCCUGGAGCAGCCAGAAGUAUAGCUGAGGAAGAGGAGGAUGAGGAGGAAGAAGCAGAGGAGGAAGUGCUCCUCAGAGAGUUUGAUAGCAGGAGGAAACUGCGUCGGGCGCAGGAGGCUGACACAGUUCCUGUAAUAUCUGUGGAUGAUGAUGAUGAUGAUGAUGAUGAGGAGGAGGAGGAGAUGAAGGAGAAUAAAACUGCAGCAGAGGAGCCAGAUGCUUCAGACAAAGAGGAAGAGGAGCUUUUAGAGUUCACAAGUCUUCUCCAAGGCCGGAGGGAGGCUGAAGCAGAGAACGCUGAAGCGGCAGCAGCCGGCAGCCACAGAGACACCUCGCCACAGCUGGACGAAGGGCUGACGCGGAUCAGGACUCUGGAGGACAUGGAGCUCCUCAGUCAGGAGGACUCAGCCGCUGAUAAAGCACCUGUUCAGACCCCAGCAGCAGAAAACCGGCCAUCUGAAACUCAGCAGGUGGGAAAAAACAGAAAAAGAAAGCGAGGGAUUGAGCUAAAAGAAGUUCUCACCAAAGAGACAGGAGUCCUCCAGGUCCCGCUCGCUCCAACCAUUGAGGACUCUGAGGACUCGGAUGAAAAGCUGGACCAGAGGAGCCUCAUUAAAGAGGCCUUCGCUGGAGACGACGUCAUCUCAGACUUCCUCAAGGACAAGAAGAAGCAGGAGGACGCCGGGAAGCCACAGGUGGUGGACUUGACGCUGCCUGGGUGGGGCGAGUGGGGAGGGACGGGCCUCAAGCCGUCCCGCUUCAAACGCAAGAAGUUCAGGAUCAAGGCGGCAGCGCCCCCACCCAGGAAAGACCAGCAUCUGCCCAGCAUCAUCAUCUCAGAGGAGAGAAACAGCUCCCUCAGCCUCCACCAGGUGAGCUCGCUGCCCUUCCCCUUCCAGAACCACGCGCAGUUCGAGAACACCAUCCGUUCUCCGCUGGGCCGCACCUGGAACACCGAGCGCACCGUUCAAAAGAUCAGCAAGGCCAGGGUGGUGACCCAGCUGGGCGCCAUCAUCGAGCCCAUGACCCGGGAGGAGCUGAUGAAGGACAAGACGAAGGUGUCUGCAGGGAGCACGAGUGAUGUGGCGAAAAGAAAACACUGACCAGAAAAACCAGCUGGUCUGCAAACACUCAGUCUGUGUGAUCACGUUUCUUCAGUCCACCUGAGAAUAAUCCAGAGAAGUGAAGUUAUGUGUUUGACAAACUGUAACUCCUCUUUUUUCCAGAGCUUUUCAUGACGUAUGUUUGAUAUUAAAAUCUCUUCAAUCAAACAGAAGUUUAAAGAGAAUAUUUGAAAUAAAUUUCACCUUUGAAGUUAAAGAUACAGUUACACUCUCAGUAGAAUUAAAACAGCUGUUAUUGUCCAGUAGUCAAAGGCGUCACACUGUGUUAAAGUCUCGUCCUGCUCUCACCCUGCUCUCAUCCUGCUCUCAUCCUGCUCUCAUCCUGCCAGCCUCUACUAGAAAUGCAGCGUUUUCAUGUUGUCCUCAUGUUCAGAGCAGGUGACCUUUUAACCCCACAAACCCUGUGCUAAUCCUCCAUGCAUCAUGUAAGAUACUCCAUCACAAGUGAAAGUCCUGCUUUCACAUUGUUAUUUAAAUAAAAGUAUAGAAGCAUUAACAGCAGAAUGUCUCCAGAGUAUCAGAAGUGAAACCAGUCAUCAUGCAGAAUGACUGCGUUUACAUGUAUAAGUAUACUUCAGUAUAUUUCUAAAGUAUUCACGUUGAUGCAUUCAUGUCUGAGCAGCAUUUUCAUGUUACCGGUAGAGGUGUUUGUGUUAAGGGUGAUUCAACGUACUGUUUGAGUACAUUUUGUAUUUGACACACUCAUUAUAGGUUUAACAGCUGAAUCUGUAAAGUAUAUCUUUAAUGAUAAAUGGAGUAAAAAGUGCAGUUUUUUCCUCUGAGACGUAUUAAAGCAGAAAUAUGAAGACAAGCAGUUUGAGAAAAUGUUCUUAUUUUCCACUAAUUUAAAGCGGAAAGGCUGUUCAGGCAGACAGAAGAUGGCAAAUCUGUUGAGCUGAAUUGUAAAUGUUCUUUAAAACGUCAGAUUCAGCAUCUGGAAUGAUGCACAAGCUGGUUUCUAUAUGACUGAAAGGUUUAAGCUGAAGCUUCGUCAGUGGGAAUGUAGGUGAACACAGUGGGAGCAUGAAGUGAAACAAUCCAGGAAACAGCAUUAAUAAUAAGAUCAAAGUGUUUGGAAACAGCAUUAAUAAUAAGAUCAAAGUGUUUGGAAACAGCAUUAAUAAUAAGAUCAAAGUGUUUGACGUCGGUACAUCAGAAAGCUGAGAUGUUUGUGUUGUUGUUUACGUGUAAUCAGCUGAUUUUUAUUAGACAAGUUGUUGUACUGCUGCUGUUUAUGAGACACAUCAAACAUUUUUGUCUUGGCUACAAGACUAAAACUCGAGUAUGAAGCACAAAAACAUUUGAAAUGACGUCCAGCUGUGGAAUCAAUGCUGUGCUGAAACAGUAUUGAUCAAAAGCAGGUCGAUCAGCAGCUGUUUUGAUAAUUGAUUUGUUUUCAUUCCUCUUUUUCGGUUUCUCAGCGUUCAGAUUUUCUGCUUCUCUACAUUAUGUGAUAAUAAAAUACAUCUUUGAGUUUUGGA